Mesorhabditis belari is the source of this 1980-nucleotide messenger RNA. The record is from the annotation of a GenBank genome assembly. Lineage: Eukaryota; Metazoa; Nematoda; Chromadorea; Rhabditida; Rhabditidae.
AUGCGAUCUCCAACUGCUUACCCCGGUUUGGAUCUCUGCGAGAUCGAGUUCAAAGCUCCGUUCUUUGGCAAGACGACUUUGAUGGUGUCCUUGAUGAAUCCCUCUCAUCACCCCAUCUCCUAUCGUGCGCGAUUCGUUGACAGAGCGAAAUGUGGAGAAGCUGAGCAUCUCACAAUGGAGUCGAUGAUUGGAAUCGUGAGAGGAAAUGAGCGGAAAGAGAUCCCAAUCAUCUUGGAUCCAAAAAUUGAUGGAGCUUUUGUUCAACCCGGUCAUCCCGAUUUCCUCUACUUGGAAAUGAUCUUUGCUCCACGAUACGAAAAUGUGGAUUUGGAAAAGUUUUGGAAAUUGAUUCCUCGCAUCAAGAUCGAUGGCCAAAGAUUGUAUGGGGCGACCGUUCAAGUCACGAAGAUUUUCCCAAUCAAUUACAUUUAUCCAUCUACAGCUGAGAUUGUCCCAGAAGAAACGGCAAAAGAAAAGGCUCGAAUUGUGAAUGGAAAGCCAUUCAAUUACUAUCAAGACAUUUGGAGAUGGAGUAAAAAGGAAAAGACGUGGAAACCCGCGGAGGACAGUGAACAGCAAGAGACUCCUCAAUCGGCUGACCCUGAAUUGAUGGCUCAUGAAUCUGCGCUUCCAAAAUCAGCAUUCGAUCAAGUUUGGGAAGGAAUGACCGUUCAACCAUCAACUUCUCAAUCACCGCUUCCAUCUGAAUUCCAUGAAUCACUUGGUAUCUGGGAGGAAUUGAUUCGAUGUGAAACGCCGACUGCUGAAGUUCCGAUUGAAGAACUCAUGGCUUCAUUCGUCAAUGAUCCGAUGUCAAUGAUUGAUUGGAUGAACUCAACACUCACUAAUGUUUCCGAAGAAGCUGAGAAGCCAAAUGCCGUGAAUGUUACCGAAAAGAACUUCAAUAUUUAUCAAAACAUCUGGAAAUGGGAUAAGAAGGAUAAGACGUGGAAAUUGGCGGAUGAUAGCGAGCAUGAAGAGGAAAAAGAACAAAAGGCUUCAAACUCGAAUCUCCUCGACACGGCGUUCAUUUCGGAACCAACUUUCAUCGAACCAAUGAUUGCUGCUAUUGGGACUGAGGUUUUGAAGCCUUCAAUCUUCCACAAUGCCGCCAUCUCAAGCCCCACAACUGCCUUUGAGCCAACUGCUUCUAUUGGAAAGGAAACACUGAAGCCUUCAACUGUCAGCCUUCUCAAUGCCAUCUUGAAGUCUUCAACUGUCGCCGAGCCUACCGUUGCCCCUAUUGAAAAUAAAAUUUUGAAGAUUGCCUCAAAGGAAUCAGAAUCAAGCGCUCAAAGUGCAAAUGUUGUCGAGAAGAAGCCAUUCACCUAUUACCCUUACCAGUCCAACUGGAAAUGGGACAAAGUAGCAAAGACUUGGACACGAGUGGGCUUCAGUGAAGAGUCAGUUGUGGUUGCCACAAAAAAGGACGAGGCUUUGACGACUGAGGAAACUGCUGGUCAGGAUGAAGCUGUGAAGAUUGCCGCAAAAAAGGAUGAGGUUUUGACCAAUGACGAAGCUACUGAACAGAUUGAAACCAUAAAGGCUGUUGAAAUCGAGGAGACACCAAAGGAGAAUCCGGAGAACAAGGAAAAGGAAAAACUCAACUAUCUUCUCAAGGCGGCAUGGUCACGAGCUGAGAAGAAAUGGAAACUGGCAGAGAAGAGAAGAAAGUCUUCUCCGGCCGAUAUUUUUAAAGCGCUCGGAAUUUCGGUGACCAUCGCUGGACAGGAGAAUACAGAAAUUGUUGAAGAAAUGGCCUCAACUUCAGCUCCUCAACAGCUUAAAGUCAGCGAGAAGUCGCUCGAAUCGACCCAUUUGAUCGAUUUGGAGUGGGAAAAAGUUGAAAAGGAUGAGCGACAGGGAUCCUCGAAGGCACUCGAUGAGAGCGAUGAUGAGAAAAGCUCGGAAUUUGAAAUUCUUUUUGUGGGAGGCGAUUGGAUUGAGGUGGCCGACCCACUUGAUGCACACCGACUCGUC